AUGGAGACCCCAGACCAAGAUGUAGAGACCCCAGGCCAAGACAUGGAGACCCCAGACCAAGAUGUAGAGACCCCAGGCCAAGACAUGGAGACCCCAGGUCAAAACAUGGAGAUCCCAAGCCAAGAUAUGAAGACUCUAGGCCAAGACAUGGAGCCCCCAGGUGGGCAUAGUCCAGCUUGGUUCAGCGUCAGCCCACAUUCAGAGCUUCGGGAGCGCUCAGCCUUCCCGUGCCCGAAGUCCAAGGUCAUUUAUGAUAACUUUGGCAUCGUGGAAAGACUCAUGAUCACAGUCCAUAUCAUCACAGUCAUCCAGGAGACUGUAGAUGGCCCCUCAGGGAAAUUGUGGUGUGAUGGCCUUGGAGCUGCCAAAAACAUCAUCCUUUCAUCCACUGGCACUGCCAAGGCUGUGGGCAAGGUCAUUCUAGAGCUGAAAAGGAAACUCACUGGCAUGGCCUUCCAUGUUCCUACCGCCAAUAUGUCCAUCAUGGAUCUGACAUGCUGCCGAGAGAAAGCUGCCAAGUAUGACGACAUCAUGAAAAUGGUGAAGCAUCAGAGGGCCCCACUGAAGGGCAUCCUAGACUACACUGAGGACCAAGUUAUCUCCUUGGACUUUUGCAGUGAUGCUCACUCUUUUGCCAUUGAUGCUGCGCUGGCAUUGCCUUCAAUGACAACUUUAUAA
Messenger RNA from Peromyscus maniculatus bairdii (prairie deer mouse), 678 nucleotides. The record is from RefSeq and is a predicted model, not a curated record. Lineage: Eukaryota; Metazoa; Chordata; Mammalia; Rodentia; Cricetidae.